AUGUGCGAUUUAAAUUGGUGUCCUGUCUGUGAUACGGCCAUCGCACCGGAUUGUCAAUCGUUGUAUUGUUCUGAAGCCUGUCUUCAAGCGGAUGCUCUGAAUAAGAAUCCACUUUUAGGGUAUGAUUUUUCUGAAUUUCAGGGAUUCCUGAAGAGUCCCUCUGCGCGA
This is a messenger RNA of Radiomyces spectabilis, 168 nucleotides long. RefSeq lists its product as uncharacterized. The transcript has 2 exons. NCBI's taxonomy places the organism in Eukaryota, Fungi, Mucoromycota, Mucoromycetes, Mucorales, Radiomycetaceae. The annotation marks the transcript as partial. The record is from RefSeq and is a predicted model, not a curated record.